Molecule: messenger RNA, 1383 nt
Organism: Scedosporium apiospermum
Lineage: Eukaryota; Fungi; Ascomycota; Sordariomycetes; Microascales; Microascaceae
Exons: 5
Coding region: 1-1383 (460 amino acids)
Source: RefSeq, a predicted model, not a curated record
AUGUGUCUCCUACGGUUCAAACUCAAGGGUGGCGAAACCGCGUCCACCUUGGAGUAUGCCCCGGUUGACAGCCACCGUGACUACAUGGCGAGCGUCGCGCAAGGAGUGGUGCAGGAUGCUUUCCAGUUGGCAGAGGAUGCCAGGGCCAUUCGACAGAGAAAUGUCGUAUGCCUAUUCUUGCUCGCCAGCGACAAGCCCGACGACCUGGCUCAGGAGUUGACUGUCCUUGUGUGGCACGGUUUUACGAAGGAUAUUAACUCCAUCGCCCUCAACCGCCCCAUCCGAGCUUACGACGACUUCAACGCUGGCCAGAUGGUCGGGUACGACGGUAAUAAAUAUCGCCUGAAGCUCGAUGCUGGUUUGCAUGUAGCUCCACGUCGAGCUGAGGCUGUCCAUGCCGCGUUGGAGGAGAGCGACCCCCUUGAUGAGCACAAGCACAACAUCAAGAAGGAGUUCCAAGCCGGCGCCGGAUUCCGAUCCCUGCCGGGCAAUCACGCCUUGGCAAGUGGUCCUGGUGGAGAUGGCGUCGAAUCUGCCAUGACCUCCUUCGCCGAUAUGGCUUUGGCUGCCCCUCCCGCUCCUACCUCUGCCUCUCCCGUUCCUCCCUCUCUUUCCCCCCUCUCUAUCCCUCGAGAUUGCUGGAGAGCUACUCGCCUCGGCAUUGUGGGAAUUAUCGGCUUCGCUAGGUCUGGAAAGACCCAACUCCUAGCUCUAACGGCCAGACUCUAUAUGGCACAACCGGAGAUCAGCAAACUAGCCUGCAGUGCCCCCACUCAUGUUGCUACGAGCAACUUUGCCGCCAGCCUACACCAUUUAGGUGUAGAGAUCGCCAAGGAAACAAAUACUCCUUUCCCGCUCGUCGUGCGUGGCUACGCCAUCAAGACCGAGAUUGCGGCAUUCAUUAAGAUCGCAGCAGGUCAAUCCCGAGGUGCAGAGGCGGAGGAGGACAUUAUCGAUGCCUACAAGGCUCGCAGCAGGUGGUCGUUGAACCUCUCACCUUGUGAGUGGCUCCUCAAAGUCGUCGGAGCCAAAGGUUUCUCCGUCGCUGCCUCCGACCCCGAAGCCCUACGGCCUCUCCAACGUCCUAUUGAAACCGACCGCAAGUUUGAAGGCCUUCGCCAGUUUGUAGCUGGCAAGAUCUCAUUUGCCGAGGUUGGAGACUACACUCCGAACGAUGUGCACGCGGAAACCGCCCGCCAGAUGGUGCGACGCCUCCUUGAGGACAUCGUCAUGGCCGCCGACGCCGUGUGUGCCACACCUUUCGGCUUGAGUCAGGCCCCAUACGCGCAGUCCAACCGCGAAGUGGCCAAGGCUGUAGUUCUGGACGAGGCUGGGUCCAUGCCGCAGGCAGACGCGCUUCUUGUUUGGGGCGGCGGCUGCUGA